Molecule: messenger RNA, 693 nt
Organism: Macroventuria anomochaeta
Lineage: Eukaryota; Fungi; Ascomycota; Dothideomycetes; Pleosporales; Didymellaceae
Exons: 1
Coding region: 235-606 (123 amino acids)
Source: RefSeq, a predicted model, not a curated record
GGUUCACCGGGUGAUUACAGUGGCAGCACGAUGAAAUGCAAACACGAGGCUGAUGUUUCCUAAUCUGCAGGUACGUCGCGACUUGACUACCGUCUUCUCAGCUGCUGCUGUGAUGCAACUAUGUGAGGUUGUACGGUUAUUCAGCCGCCGCGUUCCCAAACACAAAGCUAACAACGACUAUCCAAACGCUCUGCGCACAUGAUCUCAUCGCGUUGAAGACCUCCAUGGUCCUCCAUGCUUCCACAAGAACAUUCCGAGUGUAGUUGCGGCUAUUUUUACACAACGUGCCACACACGAACUAUCAAUUGCGGGAACCCGGCAGGGGAGAUUUUUGAUGGGUCUAAAAGGAGGCUGGCGCCAUCCUGGAGGUCCUCAGCACCUCGUAACGUGAGCCCUACCCCCGCCUCGGAAAUUGAGAAUCCCAUGCCAGCGGCGCAAGGCCCCAGCGGUGACCUGCACAGAGGACAAGCCACGAGCCUAACGUGGUUUGGUGCACCGGUGGAAAAAGGCUUAUCUCUCCCAAUACAACGUUGCAGCUUUAACCCCGGUUUUCAUCCGUGUACAGCUAGGACGGGUGAUCCUGAUCCUAUCAUCUCAGCAAGAUGACGCCGCUGCGGCAGGUCAAGAUAAAAGAGUCGGUCUGUCCUGGUGUUGGAAACUCCAGCAGCGAUCCCAACCUCCUGCCGACUCUGA